Molecule: messenger RNA, 5012 nt
Organism: Neomonachus schauinslandi (Hawaiian monk seal)
Lineage: Eukaryota; Metazoa; Chordata; Mammalia; Carnivora; Phocidae
Gene: CHST15
Product: carbohydrate sulfotransferase 15
Exons: 7
Coding region: 515-2200 (561 amino acids)
Biological process (GO): hexose biosynthetic process
Molecular function (GO): N-acetylgalactosamine 4-sulfate 6-O-sulfotransferase activity
Source: RefSeq, a predicted model, not a curated record
AGAUUUUGCUCCCUUUGAAGAGGAAACAUUUUAAAGGAGCGCGGGAUGUAGAAAAAGAAAUCUUCACGGGCCUCUCCAAGGAUGGCAGGCCGACCCAUCCCUUGCUGAGACCAUGAUCUCUUCUAAUCUCCUGGGUGUCUCCAUGUUCUCCAGCGAGAAUUCUUCCAUUUCAUUUUGUGCCAUGGGAAAAACCUGAAGGACAGGCAGAAUUGCUCCCACACAUGUGGGCUUUUUUCCCCUAAGAUUGCAGUAGCUCUUACAGAACAUGACAGUUGGAGAUCACUUCUUUUUGCUGUCUUUUGGAGUUGAACCAAAGAAGGCCCUUCCUCAUUCUCCAGGGCUUUGGUGCCUGCUCAUUUUUAUAUUCUAUUUGUUUCCAUUGCUUGUGCCUUAAAACCAUCUUAUCUAAUCGAAAGACAUCCUUAAAUAAGUUUUUCCAGCACAACUUGCAUGCAUCCGGGCUCCUCAGGGCCUCGCCCAUGGCUCUGUGGGCCAGCUGUCCAAGGGCAUUACCAUGAGGCACUGCAUUAAUUGCUGCAUACAGUUGUUGCCCAACAACGAGCACAAACAGCAGGUCGGCUGCGGAGGAGGCCCCCUUCACGGUCACCCGGAGUGCCCUGCGUGCAAAGGAGAGAACAAAAUUGUGCUCCGGGUGGACGGUAAACAGAUGAACUUGCUUGCUGUUCUCGAGGUAAGGGCCGAGGGGAAUGAGAGCUGGGGCAGGUUUCUGCGCUUCAAGAAGGGGAAGCGAUGUAGCCUCGUGUUUGGAUUGAUGAUCAUGACCUUGGUGAUGGCAUCGUACAUCCUUUCUGGGGCCCACCAAGAGCUUCUGAUCUCCUCGCCUUUCCAUUAUGGAGCUUUCCCCAGCAAUCCCAGCUUGAUGGACGGAGAAAACCCUAGUGACAUGAAAGAGCAUCAUCACCAACCCUCUGUAAAUAAUAUUUCAUACGUGAAAGACUACCCAAGCAUUAAAUUAAUUAUCAACAGCAUCACAGCCAGGAUAGAAUUCACGACCAGGCAGCUCCCAGACGUAGAAGAUCUCAAGAAGCAGGAAUUGCACAUGUUUUCAGUAAUCCCCAAUAAAUUUCUUCCAAAUAGCAAGAGCCCCUGUUGGUAUGAGGAGUUCACGGGCAGGAACACCACCGACCCGUACCUGACCAACUCCUACGUGCUCUACUCCAAGCGCUUCCGCUCCACCUUUGACGCCCUGCGCAAGGCCUUCUGGGGCCACCUGUCCCACGCCAGCGGGAAGCACUUCCGCCUCCGCUGCCUGCCGCGCUUCUACAUCAUCGGGCAGCCUAAGUGCGGCACCACCGACCUCUACGACCGCCUGCGGCUGCACCCGGAAGUCAAGUUCUCCGCCAUCAAGGAGCCCCACUGGUGGACACGGAAGCGCUUUGGGAUUGUCCGCCUGAGAGAUGGGCUUCGGGACCGCUACCCCGUGGAAGAUUACCUGGACCUCUUUGACCUGGCCGCACACCAGAUUCAUCAAGGCCUGCAGGCUGGCUCUGCAAAGGAGCAGAGCAGGAUGACUAGAAUCAUUAUUGGGGAGGCCAGCGCCUCCACCAUGUGGGACAAUAACGCCUGGACCUUCUUCUAUGACAACAGCACAGAUGGAGAGCCGCCCUUUCUGACCCAGGACUUCAUCCACGCCUUUCAGCCAGACGCAAAACUGAUCGUCAUGCUCAGGGACCCUGUGGAGAGGUUAUACUCUGACUAUCUCUACUUCGCAAGUUCGAAUAAAUCUGCCGAUGACUUUCAUGAAAAAGUGACGGAAGCUCUGCAGCUGUUUGAAAAUUGCAUGCUUGAUUAUUCCUUGCGUGCCUGCGUCUACAACAACACGCUCAACAAUGCCAUGCCUGUGAGGCUCCAGGUCGGUUUGUAUGCUGUGUACCUUUUGGACUGGCUCACUGUCUUUAACAAAGAACAGUUCCUCAUUCUUCGCUUGGAAGACCACGCAUCCAACGUCAAAUACACCAUGCACAGGGUCUUCCAGUUUCUCAACCUCGGGCCCUUAGGUGAGAAACAAGAGACCCUGAUGACAAAGAGCCCCGCAUCCAACGCGCGGCGCCCCGAGGACCGGAACCUGGGGCCCAUGUGGCCGGUCACCCAGAGGAUCCUGCAGGACUUCUAUGGGCCCUUCAACACCAGGCUGGCGCAGGUGCUCGCCGACGAGGCAUUCGCCUGGAGGAAGACCUGAGGGCCGAGCUCCUGCGGCGGGUUCCACUGUACCAUGAUGGAAGAGUCUCUUUGGGGGUGGGGGGCCUUUUUACUCACAGCGUGGAGAAAACCCUGAGAUUCUUCUUCCCCUCCCAGGCACGUGUUUAGUAUAAGCAUUUGUGGUGUGAAAUAACCUGGCAACUGACCCUUCACGGAGCUCCCCAAUCCGAGGCCACUGGAAACUCCACUUGGGAAACUGAUCCCUCCUGCACCAGAGCGGCCAGGCUGCAGGGGUGAGGCGGGCGGUGCCAGGCAGGGGGGUUCAGGGGAGGCGUGGCUGGGGGCUGAUGAUGCUGGGAUCCGAUUGAGCACACUGGAGGUCACGCUACCACGUCGGAGGUCAUGUCACCAUGCCGUAGGUCAUGCUACCACGUUGGAGGUCAUGUCACCAUGCCGGAGGUCACGUCACCAUGCCGGAGGUCACGUCACCACGCCGGAGGUCACGUCACCACGCUGGAGGUCAUGUCACCACGCUGGAGGUCAUGUCACCAUGCCGGAGGUCAUGCUACCACAUCGGAGGUCACGUCACCAUGCUGGAGGUCAUGCCACCAUGCCAAAGCUCAUGUCACCAUGCUGGAGGUCAUGUCACCAUGUCGGAGGUCAUGCUACCACGUCAGAGGUCACAUCACCACACUGGAGGUCAUGUCACGAUGCUAGAGGUCAUGCACCCAUGCCGGCGGUCAUGUCACCAUGCUAGAGGUCAUGUCACCACGCUGGAGGUCAAGUCACCAUGCUAGAGGUCAUGUCACCACGCUGGAGGUCACGUCACCAUGCUAGAGGUCAUGUCACCACACUGGAAGUCAUGUCCCCAUGCUGGAGGUCAUGCCCCCAUGCUAGAGGUCACACCAGCAUUCUAGAGGUCACGCCACCAUUCUAGAGGUCAUGCCACCACGGUAGAGGUCAUGCCACUAUGCUGGAGUCACGUCACCAUGCUGGAGGUCAUGCCCCACGCUAGAGGUCACUUAUACUUCCAUUCAGUUCUGAAACACAAUUCAGAUCAAUACCUUCAUUUGGGCAGAGAAUGGAGGCUCUUUCCUUUCUUCCUUUUACUCCAAAGUCCACCCUUUAUUCUCUUCAGAUGUAAACCCUGUACUUCACUUGUAUGAGAGAGAAAAAACAGUCGAAUUUUGGUAGCACAUUUGUUUCUCGGACCAUCUCCCAUUCUGUCCUUGCUUUACUUACGUUUAACUAGAAAAUGAAUGUUUAAAACCGCUUUCUGCAUUUUGUUAGGCAUAGCUCUCUUUUCUGCCUCUUAACGUGUUUCCUCCAGAGUUUAUUCAGUUUAUAAUUGGAAGGGAAGUUUUUGCUGUUAAUGCCAGACUGAGCAACUUCCAGGAAUUGAACUCUUCGUGGGAAAUCUGGGUAUCUUGGACCCUCCUCAUGCACUCAAGGUUACUACCAGGCCUGGAGGGUGUUUUAAGUUUUAGUUCUGGCCACAGACACAUUCCGUUGCUCUGCCUUCCCUCGUGAGUGAGCUCCUUACCACAUUCUCCACCACGUGUGUCCAGAGGCCCUUACUGUGUUCACAGACUACAAGAUGCUUGUGUUCUGUUUCAGAAACACAGUGAGUGAACUAUACAUGGGCCAUGCAUGGUAUGCUGGGAUUCUUAAUGGAAAUUUCUAGGCUCCUCUGCAACUUGGUUUCCCAAUAGAUGGACUAAAGGUCUCAUCAUUUCUUGGAAGUGAAGGGGAGAGAUUGAAGAGGACACUGGAGCGCACUUGGCACCCAGCCCCAGGUGGGACCUCGAUGAGACUUCGCCCUGGAGUGUUUUCAAGGGAAGCUUCCUGCGAACCAGAGCCCUCCGGUCAAGGUCCCUUAACGCCAAAGUCAGAAAGUGCAGGUGUCUUCGUGUCCAGCCAUCGCUCGCAGACAUGCAGGUUCGCUCAGCUGUCCAGCCCUGGCACCACUAUCUUUCUGCCAUCAGGAGGUGGGACACGCAGCCCGUCUGACGGCAUGCAGAGGGCCAUCGGUAUGGACGGCUGAGCCGUCUCUGCUCCCAAAGGGGCUGUGUGCCCUGAGACCCGCUUUGUGAGACAAUGUCCCCUUUCCCUUUCCCUCACAGCCAGCAGGUGGAGCGGGGCCGGCGGGGGAGUCUGGCCUGAGCCCGGGGGCUGCAGGGAGAUACCACUCCAGCGUGCAUGUGUAUCUAUCUGCAGUGGACAGUGUGUGCGUGCGCGUGGGUGCCUUUUCUGAGUGGGCUCCCUUCCGGGUCUGUUGCUGAUGAGGCACCUCCGCUCUGGACACAGCCUUCUUGUGGAUUAAUUUCUCUGCCUACGAACUUGUCAUUUCCAGUACACAUUUUGCUAUUCUACUCCAACCACGACGACGACAAAGGAUUUUUCCUACGCACUCCUAUGCAUGUGAAUAACGUGUAGUGUAAUUCUGCUUCUUACAGAAGUAUUACCGGAGGUGUUAUUUCCAAUAUUAUUUGGUUUAUUCUACAAAUCUUUUUGUAUAUGCAGGCCCAGCCCUUCGUGCCCAUCCAUGCCAUCCAGUUCCUCUCAAGGGGCCUUUCUCUGGAGGGCGUAUCUGUCACCUCUGCUUUGUCGCGUUCAGGCCCAGUUCUUGUUGGCGGCCCGGGCACCGUUCCAGACGGUGGCCCUCGAGCCUGUCGUCCAAAACCAAAGUGAAAGGGAGCAUUUCUCACGACCUGGUAUUGAAGUGACUUUGUGUCCCCAAAGCCGCGUGUCGGACUGUAUUCCGUUGUACACCCUAAGUAGUAGCAGGGGUGUUUGUGAGCCAUGGGCACGCUGUACUUGUAUUCAUAUUUAACAGUAAAUGUGGACCCUGU